AUGGAAAUCCUUGAAGUGGACACCCUGGUCUGUGGUGGUGGAAUGUCCGGUAUGGCAUGUGCUGCAUUCGCAGCAGAUGCAGGAGCCAAGACUCUGGUGGUUGAGAAACAAGCACAGAUUGGAGGUUCUUCCGCACUUUCUGCUGGCAUGUUCUGGGCUCCCCAUACGUACGAGAAAUUGAGAGCCUGGGUACCCGAGGGCGAUGCAACUCUGCAGCAAGCAUGGAUGGAUGAGUAUCUAUCUGCUGUGCAGUGGAUGCGAGACAACGGCAUUCCGACUGCCGAACGAUUUGACGGAAUCAUGACAAUCGGCAUUGGAUUCCCUAUCAAGAUUCCUCACCUCCAUGCACUGCACCAGACGCGUAUCGAAGGAAGCAAAAAUGGGUCUCGGAUUAUGACCAGUACAUCCGUGGUAAAACUCAUCCACGAGAUACCAGAUAUGCCUGGAUCACGGGUUACAGGUGCUAUCGUCCGUGAAAAAACCUCCAAAUCGGAGAAGUAUUACGAAGUGAAGGCAAAGGUGGUGGUUUUGGCCACUGGAGGAUUCCAAGGAUCUCACUCUUUGACCGCUUCGUAUUUGGGACAGGGCGGAGACAAUAUUUUCGUGCGGUCCAAUCCGGGAUCCGUCGGCGAUGGUCUCAGUCUUGCCUCUCGAUCAGGAGCUGGAACUACCAGGGGUAUGAACACAUACUAUGGUCACCUCCUAGCAGCGCCUGUGCGAGCACAGGAUGUGGAUCCAAAAGAUUACCUGCCACUGGCCCAAUACCAGAGCAAAUUCUGCUUGCUGGUGAAUGAGGCUGGUAAGCGAUUUGCAGACGAGACGACUGGAGAUGAGAUUGUCAAUCAGUAUUUGGCAAAGCAAGAAAAGCGCCGGGGCUUUUUGCUUUUUAAUGAGAAGGUUCGCCUUCAACACACUGUGGGUGCACCUUUCCCCAAUGCGGGCUCCAUUGAUCGCCUGCAGAAAGCGCGGGACUAUGGAUGCAAUGUCGGAAGUGCACCAACCUUGAAUGGAUUGAUGGAUGUACUCCGCGGAUGGGGAGUAGAUGCUGCUCAGUCCGCUCGUACAAUCGAACAAUACGAUCAGGUUGUGCGUUUUGGGGAGUCUAGUAUUGGAUUGGAUGCCCCUGUCGGACGUGGCGGCCCACCACCUGCAUCUCUGGUCGAUGGCGAAGGGCCAUUUUACGCUAUGGAAGUUCAGCCAUCUAUCACAUUCACGUACGGUGGAAUAUUAAUCGACAAGCAAGGACACGCCUUGACUGCUGACAAGACCAGAAUUCCAGGUCUUAUGGUUGCUGGAGUUGAUGCUGGUGGAUUUAGCAAUCUUGGAUAUGCCGGUGGUCUUGCUCUCGCAUUUGUGACUGGUUUGUGGGCUGCUCGGGGAGUUGCGCGGGAAUUAGGAUUGCCAGAGCCUCGUCUACCGGCAGCUGAUGCAAAGGAUGCGGCGCCAAUGAAGGGUCGACUAUAA
Molecule: messenger RNA, 1464 nt
Organism: Penicillium odoratum
Lineage: Eukaryota; Fungi; Ascomycota; Eurotiomycetes; Eurotiales; Aspergillaceae
Gene: helE
Product: 3-ketosteroid 1-dehydrogenase helE
Exons: 6
Coding region: 1-1464 (487 amino acids)
Source: RefSeq, a predicted model, not a curated record